Messenger RNA from Sinocyclocheilus grahami, 1421 nucleotides. Its product is annotated as forkhead box protein I1c-like. Gene Ontology annotation, biological process: cell differentiation; regulation of transcription by RNA polymerase II; anatomical structure morphogenesis. Lineage: Eukaryota; Metazoa; Chordata; Actinopteri; Cypriniformes; Cyprinidae. The record is from RefSeq and is a predicted model, not a curated record. Bases 120 to 1271 code for a protein of 383 amino acids. The transcript has 2 exons. Gene Ontology annotation, molecular function: RNA polymerase II cis-regulatory region sequence-specific DNA binding; DNA-binding transcription factor activity, RNA polymerase II-specific.
UUCUCUCACAAAAAGCAGACUCUUGUUGCUUUUAACCUGAUUAGUCAGAGAGUGUAUUGUGCGUUACUGUGAGAGCGUGGGCUCCAGAGACAAACAUUUGCCUUAAAGGCACUGGAGAUAUGAACACCAUCGACGCGCAGAUCCAUAACAAUAGUACCGCUGCUGUCAACCCUCUCCAGCAACUGCAAAAAAGCGCGCACGAGACACCGGAUAUGGCCGUGUAUUGUGACAACUUCAGUGUUUACCACCAACAGAGUCUACCUGCGGCGCAGAGACCAGCGGGCUACGGCCUGGGGGACUACGCGACCCCAAACCCAUACCUGUGGCUCAAUGGACCCAGUGUUAACUCCUCUUCGUCUUACAUACAUGGCAACAACAGCCCGUCGUUCAUCCCUCCGGCUUAUGGCUCUCAGAGGCAAUAUCUCACCAACUCCUCCGGGUUCGCCGGUCCGGACUUGGGCUGGCUCUCUAUCGCGAGCCAAGAGGAACUGUUAAAGCUCGUGCGCCCGCCUUACUCGUACUCAGCUCUGAUAGCCAUGGCAAUACAGAACGCGCACGAGAAGAAGUUAACUUUGAGCCAGAUAUAUCAAUAUGUGGCGGAUAAUUUCCCGUUUUAUAAGAAGAGUAAGGCGGGAUGGCAGAACUCCAUUAGGCACAACCUUUCACUGAAUGACUGCUUUAAAAAAGUGCCGCGGGACGAAGACGACCCAGGCAAAGGAAACUACUGGACUCUAGACCCCAACUGUGAAAAGAUGUUUGACAACGGCAACUUUCGUAGAAAAAGGAAGCGCAGGUCUGACUCCAGCACAGGUGUUGCCAGCAACACAAAACCGGAGGAGGACCGACAGCUCGCAGGGAUCAAAUCCACCGACAGCCCUCACCUCACCGGACCCGCAUCUCCUGACACUGACGCGGCCAAUGAUAGCCACAAGGGCGCGUCUCCUGCGGGCCUCGCCAGCGCUCCGUGCUUCAACAACUUCUUCAACAGUAUGUCAGCCUUAAGCUCGUCUUCCGCUCCGACUAGCAGACAGGGCUCUCUGGGGCUGGUAAACGAACUCUCCAGCCGAAAUAUCAGCGCAUUGAGCCCGUACCACGCCAGCUCAGCGCCUGACGCAGGUGGAGCGGCUGAGCUGCAGGACAGCGUGCAUGUCAACCGUGGAAUGUACUAUAACUCUUUUACCGGCGGCCAGAGUGCGCAGUUCAACGGACACUUCUACAACAGCUUCAGCGUGAACAGUCUCAUUUACCCUCGAGACGGAACGGAGUUAUGAAUCUGUCAUACUCGUGAAUACCUACGACGCGUUUCUAAAAAGAAAAAACAAAACAAAGAAUUAUUUCAGCACUGUAUAUGCGCUGCUGAAAUGUGACAGGCAUUAUAAACAGAUAACAUUCAUUUAAACGCGACAUUUACGCACUGACAG